CGGGGCCAAGGCGCUGCCGGCACCGAGCAGCGUCCUUGUGCUGCCCCCGGGGCAGCGCUGCCCGAAGCGCCGCGAGGCCCUUCGUGGUGUCGGGGAUCGAUUGCUCCCGAACAUCUGUGUUAAAAAUAAUCUGAAGGAGUACUCAUUACACGGAAGUAGAAACUUAAUAAAUCACUCCAGUGUUAGGAAAAUCUGGAUGAAGUGAAGCCUUCUAGCAUGGUGUCACAGGGAAAACAUUUUUAUCCAGUUAUAAUAGAACCAGCACACCUAAUUAUUCAGUCACCCCUGGGAAACUGUGAUGACAGCUGCCAUGAGGAAAUACCCCAACCCCAUGAACCCCAGCGUGGUGGGAGUCGAUGUCCUGGACAGACACGUGGAUCCCAGCGGGAAGCUGCACAGCCACAGGCUCCUGAGCACAGAGUGGGGAAUCCCGUCCAUUGUGAAAUCGCUCAUCGGCACCUGCAGGACAAGGACCUAUGUGCAGGAGCACUCUGUUGUUGACCCUGUGAAAAAAACAAUGGAGCUUAAAUCCUGUAACAUUUCAUUUACAAACCUCGUGUCAGUAGAUGAGAGGCUUGUCUAUAAACCACACCCUCAUGAACCACACAAAACCAUUCUGACACAAGAAGCAAUAAUAUCUGUAAAAGGUGUCAGUCUCAGCAGUUACCUAGAAGGGCUAAUGGCAAACACAAUUUCUUCCAAUGCUAAAAAAGGCCGGGAAGCAUUGGAAUGGGUAAUUAAAAGACUGAAUGCUGAAAUUGAAGAGUUGGCAGCUUCAGCAAGAGGAACCAUGAGGAAUUCGAUGGCAGCAGCAGCAUUUGUAGAGAAAUGAUGAUAGUUCUUAGACCUGUAUCACUAAUGAGGCAUAACGACCUGCAGCUUCUCUCCAGGCCUGCAUACAUGUAUCCUUUGUUAUUUAAGGAUGUGUG
This is a messenger RNA of Vidua macroura (Pin-tailed whydah), 929 nucleotides long. RefSeq names its product PRELI domain containing 3B (gene PRELID3B). Gene Ontology annotation, cellular component: mitochondrial intermembrane space. Gene Ontology annotation, molecular function: phosphatidic acid transfer activity. The coding region runs from base 299 to 832 and encodes 177 amino acids. Gene Ontology annotation, biological process: phospholipid transport. NCBI's taxonomy places the organism in Eukaryota, Metazoa, Chordata, Aves, Passeriformes, Viduidae. The record is from RefSeq and is a predicted model, not a curated record. The transcript is spliced from 6 exons.